Impatiens glandulifera is the source of this 1335-nucleotide messenger RNA. Its product is annotated as iridoid oxidase-like. Gene Ontology annotation, molecular function: heme binding; iron ion binding; monooxygenase activity. Bases 1 to 1335 code for a protein of 444 amino acids. NCBI's taxonomy places the organism in Eukaryota, Viridiplantae, Streptophyta, Magnoliopsida, Ericales, Balsaminaceae. The record is from RefSeq and is a predicted model, not a curated record. The transcript has 2 exons.
AUGGAUUGGACUUGGAGUUGUUCUAUUUCUGGGCUGAGUCUUAUACUAUCGGGGCCUCUUCUGAUCAUCAUUCUCUUUCUCUACCAUUCCCGGAGGAGGCAGGCGGAGGCGCAUGAUUCUGGUAAACUCCGGCCACCAGGUCCUUUGGGAUGGCCGGUGGUAGGCAACAUUUUUGACCUCGGAGAACUGCCACAUCAGACCUUGUGUAAGCUCCGGGAUAAGUUCGGGCCUGUGAUUUGGCUACAGUUAGGAUCAGUCGGAACUGUUGCUGUCAACUCGGCCGAUGCUGCGGCCAAGCUAUUCAAGAACUACGACCUAGCCUUCUCCGACCGUAAAUGCCCGGAUGCACUAACUGCCCACGGUUUUAAUCAUGGGUCAAUGGCCAUUGGAAACUACGGGUCCUACUGGCGCGUAGUCAAGAGGAUUGGAGUCAUGAGUAAGUUCAUGGUGUGGACUGCAAAGCCUAACUUAUCAGAUUAUUUCCCGAUGUUGAAGAGAUUAGAUCUCUUGGGAAUAAAGAAGGGGAUGAUGAAGGAUAUGGGAACAUGUUUGAAGAUGGUGGAGAAUUUUGUGAAGGAGAGGGUGGUUCAAGAGGAGAGAUUCAAGAGUAGAGAAGAUUAUAACCGGAAGAAGGAUUUCCUUGAUGUUCUAAUGGAGUUCCAAGGUGACAAUAGAGAAGGGCUUAGCAGAGUUUCCGAGGAAAACCUCAAUAUCCUUAUUAUGGAAAUGUUUUUUGCAGGAUCCGAGACCACAAGUAACUCGAUCGAGUGGCUAAUGUCAGAGCUACUAAACCACCCCAAUUGCAUGAUGAAGUUGAAAGAUGAGCUCGAUAGAAUAGUGGGAAGGGGAAGAAAAAUAGAAGAAAGCGAUAUCGAUGAACUCUCAUAUUUGCAAGCGUGUGUGAAAGAAGCCUUAAGAUUGCACCCUCCACUACCCAUGCUCCUCCCAAGGAAUUCAAUGGAAGACACGAAUUACAAUGGCUACUUCAUACCCAAAGGCACACAAGUCUUAGUAAAUGCCUAUGCAAUAGGGAGAGAUCCUGAAGUAUGGGAUAACCCCUUGGAUUUUAAACCCGAGAGGUUCCUCGACAAGAACAUAGAGCUAGUUGGUCAACAUUUUGGGUUGAUUCCUUUCGGGGCGGGCCGAAGGAUAUGUAUGGGUUAUGCUUUGGGACAAAGAGUGCUUCAUCUUGUCACCGCGACUCUUAUCCACACGUUCGACUGGAAAGUUGGAGAUUCGACAACUCCUGGGAUGAUUGACAUGAACGAAAAGAUGGGAAUAACAGUAAGAAAAUUGAAUCCCUUAAUAAUCAUACCUACGAAACGAGAACUCUAA